UGUACCGAUUGUUCAAUAAAAUAAGCAUUAUGCGAUUUUUUAAAAUUGAAUAAGAGUAAUAGUCAAAUAAUACGUUUAGACAAGAUCCUUAAUAAAUGGUCCAUAGAAAACCAACCAUGAUUUGACCAAGGUUUUAGAUUAUUCAGUCAUGGAAGAGGCACUGCUACUAGUCCCAGAAGAUAAAGGAUGUUGUGGUUUAGGGAAGGAGAUAAAGAAACUCAGUUACAUAGCGGCGCCAAUGGUUGUUGUGUCUGUGUCUCAGAACCUCUUGCAGGUUGUCUCCGUCAUGAUGGCUGGCCAUCUCGGCGAACUUUCCCUUUCUGGUGUCGCCAUUGCUAGCUCUUUCACCAACGUCACUGGUUUUAGUCUCCUUUUCGGAAUGGCGGGUGGAUUGGAGACUUUAUGUGGGCAAGCAUAUGGAGCAGAGCAGUACAAAAAGCUGGGAUCCUAUACUUACUGCUCUAUAAUUUCUCUUAUUUUUGUAUGUUUUCCAGUAUCUCUUCUUUGGAUGUUUGUGGAAAAGAUUCUGAUUAUGAUGGGUCAGGAUCCUUUAGUUUCCAGUGAAGCUGGAAAAUACUCAAUUUGGCUACUCCCUGCACUGCUUGCCUAUGCUAUACUUCAAUCAUUGAUACGCUAUUUCCUCACUCAAGGGCUGAUUCUCCCAAUGCUUUUAAGCUCAUGUGCCACUCUAUGUUUCCACGUUCCUCUUUGUUGGGCAUUGGUAUAUAAGUUCGAACUAGGAACUACUGGAGCAGCAUUAUCCAUUGGCUUCUCAUAUUGGUUGACUGUAAUAUUCCUUGUGAUUUACAUACAGUAUUCUUCAGCCUGUGACAAAACCCGCGUUUCGUUUUCGCUUGAUGUAUUUCGAAGCAUUCCAGAAUUUUUCCGGUUUGGUUUCCCCUCAGCUGUUAUGUCAUGCCUUGAGUGGUGGUCAUUUGAGCUACUUAUCCUGUUUUCGGGGCUUCUACCAAAUUCGAAACUUGAAACAUCAGUCCUUUCUAUUUGCCUCACAACAAUGUCAUUGCAUUAUUUCAUACCGUAUGGUGUUGGUGCAGCAGCAAGUACUCGUGUUUCGAAUGAACUCGGCGCUGGGAAUCCAAGAGGGGCUAAAGCAGCUGUCCUAGCAGCAACAAUGAUUGCAGCAGUAGAAGCCAUUUCCGUGAGCACAAUUCUCUUCAGUUGCCGUUCUGUUUUGGGAUAUGCUUACAGCAAUGAGAAGGAGAUCGUGGAUUAUGUCACUCGAAUAACUCCACUGCUUUCUUUCUCAGUUAUCAUGGACAGUGUGCAAGCUGUGUUCUCUGGGGUUGCCAGAGGAACUGGGUCGCAACGUUUGGCAGCUUUUGUCAAUCUUGGAGCGUACUAUUUGGUGGGACUUCCACUUGCUUUGGUGUUGUGUUUUAUGCUACAGUUAAGGGGAAUGGGGCUUUGGGCUGGAAUAUUGGCUGGUACUACGACUCAAGCCCUUUUCUAUGCACUCAUAACAUCCUUCACUAAUUGGCAAAAGAAGGCAGUUGAGGCUAGAGAAAGGAUAUUUGAGGGGACUAACGUUGGUGAGAGUGUUUUUGCCUAAACUAUGCAUACUCCUUGUGAUCAGGCCGACCCAUACGCAGACGAGGGAGACGGUCUUCCCGGUAAAAAGAAUAUACAUAUAUAUAUAUAAAUCAUGUAUUUUAAUUAAGGAUAUUCUACGAACACAUUAACAUAUUUGUAAUAGAGGGUAUACAUUUUAGGUUAAAUUUGGCUAAAAAAACGAGUUAGUGUUAUAUUGCUCAAAUAUUACAAUUUUUCUCUAAUACGAGUAAAUUUAUUUAUUUAUUU
Cannabis sativa is the source of this 1818-nucleotide messenger RNA. Its product is annotated as protein DETOXIFICATION 9. Lineage: Eukaryota; Viridiplantae; Streptophyta; Magnoliopsida; Rosales; Cannabaceae. Gene Ontology annotation, molecular function: antiporter activity; xenobiotic transmembrane transporter activity. Gene Ontology annotation, biological process: xenobiotic detoxification by transmembrane export across the plasma membrane. Gene Ontology annotation, cellular component: membrane. Bases 149 to 1570 code for a protein of 473 amino acids. The transcript has 7 exons. The record is from RefSeq and is a predicted model, not a curated record.